AUUCCAACCAGCCCAAAUUAUUCAUUAUUCAUGCUUAGGCCGUUUACUUUGGUUGUCUCUUUUAGCAUGGUGCUUAUAUUAUGGGAAGAGUGAUUAUAAUUUGUUGCUGUUUGUAAAGGUAAUAACACUGAUAGAAUCCAAUCAUUGCUGGUCCCAGCACACUUGGAAAGUCCUGCAAGGACUCAGCUACAGAAGGUUCAGCGACAGCAAGUAAAACCCUUCAUGACCCUUGACCACCAGAUUCUCAACCAAAGUUUUAAAAGGUCACAUCCUCCCACGCCAAGCAGUGAACUUCUGGUGCAGCAUGGACACCCGUCUCCCGAGAGUGACACUGGUCUCACUGGAAAUCCGCUCACCAAGUUGCUAACUCCUGGCAAAGAAGAUGACAAUACGGAAUGGCAUAUGGAGGACAUUAUUGAGGAUAUAAUUGGUAUGGACCCAAGUUUUAAAGAGGAAGGAACAGAUUCUCCUCUGCUAAUGCAAAGAACAGUAUCUGGAAGUAUUUUGGAUGUGUAUAGUGGUGAGCAAGAAAUUUCGCCAGUUAAUAUGGGCCUUACAAGUGCUUCUUGUCCAAGUAGUCUACCAAUGAAAAGAGAAAUUACAGAAACAGAUACUCGCGCUUUGGCCAAAGAGAGACAAAAAAAGGACAACCACAACCUCAUUGAAAGAAGAAGAAGAUAUAAUAUUAACUACCGAAUCAAGGAGCUUGGCACUCUUAUUCCAAAGUCUAAUGAUCCUGAUAUGCGCUGGAACAAAGGAACCAUUCUAAAAGCAUCAGUGGAGUACAUCAAGUGGCUACAAAAAGAACAACAGAGAGCUCAAGAAUUAGAACACAGACAGAAGAAAUUAGAGCAGGCUAACAGGCGCCUUCUACUCCGCAUUCAGGAACUAGAAAUACAGGCUCGUGCUCAUGGUCUGCCAACCCUGGCUUCACUUGUCACAGUUGAUUUAGGUGCUCACAUCACCAAACCACAGACCCAUCUAGAGCAGAAUUCAGGAGACUAUUGCCAACAAUUGGUUCUGUCUCAGGGGACAAGCCCUGAACUCUGUGAUCAAGCUAUGGCCUUCUCCGAUCCUUUGUCACACUUCACAGAUUUAUCAUUUAGUGCAGCUUUGAAAGAGGAACAAAGAUUGGAUAACAUGCUACUGGAUGACACAGUAUCUCCGUUUGGAACAGAUCCUCUGCUAUCUGCCAUUUCUCCUGCAGUUUCUAAAGAGAGCAGUAGAAGAAGUAGCUUUAGCUCAGAAGAUGGUGAUGAGUUAUAAAAAAAUAAACAGGCUCAAUUGAUCAACUAGGAAGAAAUUUUGUGCUGGUGCUAUGCAAUUACAUUCUUGUUUCAUACAUUUCUCUCGCUUAAUUUUUCUGAAGGGAAUAUAUUGGUCAUGAAACACUGAUUGGUUAGAAACAGCAGAAUUUACAGGAAGGACAAACACGGUGUUGAAGAAUUAUGGACAGAAAAAUGUUGUUUUUUUUUUUUCUCUUUGACCACUAAGUCCAAAUCUACUUAAAUAUUGUUUUUCUGGAAAGAGGUACAACAUGAGAAAUAGCUCUCUACUGAUGUUUUAAAAGUAGUCACUUAAUGAUAUGCUAUUGGAACUAACAGACUGCAAGAAUAAACCUUCUGAAACAAACGUUUUCUUCCUUUUGAAACAUGCAAACGUUUCCUUCCUUACUUCCAUCUCUUUCCUAUUCAAGCUCUGACUACAUUAGUUUUCAAGAAUCAAGAUCAACAAUCUGGUGGUUCAUUGCCUUUCUCCAUUGUCUGGUGGAUAUGUUGUCUAAAGUUCAAGUCUUGUAGAGGAACUAAAUAAAAGAUAGAUUAUCUGCCACUUAUAAUUGAAGAGUAAAUCUAUAAUAAACUCUAGAAUUUCCACAAUAAAACACAGAAAAUUUAUAAAAACCUUUGGAUUCUAAAGACUCAAAUUCCCUUUGUCAGUUCAAUUACACAAAUGCUAAAAGCUUCUUUGCAUAUUUAUAGAGAAGACACACACAGUCCAGAAAAGGAACACAUUGCAUCUUUUCCUCGAGAAUAUUGGCUGGACUUGUAUCAUUUCACUUCACACAAAUAUACUCCCCCAAACAGGCACAAAAUAGAGGAAAUAUAUGUUCUUUAUUCCCCUUCAUUCUUCUGAUUUUCUAAUCAGCAUCUGAAAUUACAUAUUAAAUUAUUUUUGCUUCAUCAAGAAGAGAUAUUGGAUAAUCAGUCUCAGCAAAUAAAAUAUUGAAAGUCCACCUAAAGGACAGUUUGUUAAUUUGUUAAAUAAUACUUAUCACUGUUUCAAAAACUGGAUUUAAAUUAAUUAGUUGAUACAGUUUUCCUUUGAAUUUAUGAAAUAUUGAAAAUUGGAUUGCCAACUGACAAAAUAAUUAGUAAAACAGAAAAGCUUUCUUAUUACUUCAGCUCUGAGUAGAAGAUAUAGUGCUAUUCCUAAAAAUACUUAAAGUACCUUAUGAUCUUUGUUAGCCUUUAUUAAGAACAUUUAUACAUAUGGUGAUUUACUCAAUUUUUUUCUCUUCAGCUUCUUCAAAGCUUUGGGAAUUGACUUACCAGGAAUAUUGCUCUGUUAUUAGACCUGCGUGAACAAUCAUCUGAUCAAUGAGCAUUUAAGGAGAGAUGUUGAAAACUGCAAUAAAUUUUAUGAAAAUAUAGAACAGAAGAGCAAGAUAUGGUCUUACUCCUCAGGGAGUUAACGAGACUGCGUAAGAAACCACAACAAAAGAUAGAAGACUUUUAAAAUUAAAGUCUACAUGGUGUGGUAUAAACUGCAAAUACUGAAGUUCAGAAAAAAUAAAAUUGAAGGUUGGAGAAUCCCAAAGGGUGUGGGAAGAGCAGAAUUUAAAACUUCUUUUAAAAAGCAUACGUUUGGUGGAGGGGAGGCUAUACAGGAGAAUAAUAUCAACUAAAUGAUAAAAUGAGAAUAAGUUGGGAAAGCAUCUUCAUGAGACAUUCAUUAGAGAGAUCUAGAAGACAUCUGUUGGGAAACCUGAAAACUAUUGACAACAACUUAUGAAAGUCUCUUUGAAAACCAAGAUGAAAUAAUGUAGUAGAAAUAUAUAUAUAUAUUUUAACCAGGAGGAAUAAGUCUAAAAAUUAAAAUCCUGCUGUGUAUUACUAUGAUUGAGAUGUAGUCAUUCAUGAAUAUUAACUUUGGGAUAAAUUUUUGAAAGGGUGCUUCAGGUUUUACUCGCAUGAAAAAUACGUCAUCACAAAAUUUGAGACUUAUUGCUAAUUAAAGUGGACAAAUACUAAAUCCUUAUGGUGUAUUAAUUAUCUCAGGUUUGGUUUAUAGCAUCAAUUCAGAGUUUGGAGAUCUGAAAUAAUUUUCACUUUUUGACAUGAAAAAACUCUUAAUUAUAGGAAUAGUCAUCAAAGCCAGAUAGAUAAAUUAAUCUGAAAUAGGUCAUGUGAAAGAAAGAAUAAGAUACAUUUCCUCAAGAAUUUGAGAACAUUAUAUUGUUCAAUUGCUAAGUCAUGUCCGACUUUUUGUCACCUCAUGGACUGCAGCAAGCCAGGCUCCCCUGUCCUUCACUAUCUCCCGGAGUUUGCUCAAACUUAUGUCCAUUAAAUUGGUGAUGUCAUUAUAUACUUUAUUGCAAAAUUCUACUUUAUUAUCUGAGUUGAUAAUUUAACAUUGCAAAUCAUAGAGAAGGAAUAUAUCUUAGAGUCAAUGAAAAACAUAUCAUUCUAGACAGAGGCUAAUUUCUGUAUAAUUUUGUACAUUAUUCUAAUUUUUUCAUAUUCUAGAAAAAUCACACUAUUGAUGUCAUUAAUUUGUCAUCAUUUUCCAUUCUGCUAAAAUACUACUACUCAGCCCUGAAAGCCAUUUCUCAUAAUCUCAGCUAGUGAAUGGCUUCACACAAGAUGGUAGAGCCUGGAUGAGAGAGAUCUGGUAGAGAAAAUAUUUGCUGGAAAAGGUAAUAUUUGCUGCUACUUGCAGAUUAUAAUAGCUAUUAGGGGAUUGUGAAAUAGGUAAUGGAAUUUUAAAGACAGAGUAAAAGAUAGUGUUUUAUAACAGUCAACUGAAGUAGAUUAAAAAAUUAAUUUUAGUUCUUACUUUUGAAGGCCUUGAGAAUUUAUGGAAAGUUAUAGACCUUCUCCCCAGAAAAAUGCAGAGUUUAUAUGCUGCUGCUGCUAAGUCACUUCAGUCGUGUCCGACUCUGCAACCCCAUAGACGGCAGCCCACCAGGCUCCGCCGUCCCUGGGAUUCUCCAGACAAGAACACUGGAGUGGGUUGCCAUUUCCUUCUCCAAUGCAGGAAAGUGAAACGUGAAAGUGAAGUCGCUCGGUCUUGUCUGACUCUUAGCGACCCCAUGGACUGCAGCCUCCCAGGCUCCUAUAUGCAGCCCUAAAUUUAUAUGCACUAAGGGUUUUGUGGGACCUCAUGUAUAUCUCCUUGGAUCCCACAUGAAAAAUUCCCACAUCAAAAGCAAAGUAUACAGUUAAUGUCAUAUGUAAUGAGGGAAGACGGAGCCCUAGUUAUCUGAAUAUCAUUAUCCAAGCUCUAGAAAUGAUAAAGUUGCAUUGGUAAGUGAAAGUGUACCAAACACUAGCUGCUUUCACUAAAAAAGUUGUGAAUUCACUUAUAAAAUAGACCCUUUCUAACAACCCCUGUUAUAUACAUGGCUCUGUCAUAUAUUUACAGAUUUAUGGCUCAGUUUCUCUGUGAUAAUUAGAUGUUGCAAGUAUCUGACAAUGAUAUUUUAAAGUUAUAUAUAUGUAUAUAUUUAUCAAAGUAGAGAUAAGAUAAAUUCACGGCAAAUUAUUUGACUAUCUAAGAAUCAAGAAUUAUCCUUGGGAAAAUCGAUGCCUAUAAUAUUUUUGCAGAAAUGAGAUGUACAACAGUACAUGUGAUUUAGGAGAAGUGAAGUUUCUCCAUUGUGUGCCACCUCUUUGCAAUCCCAUGGACUGUAGUCUACCAGGCUUCUCCAUCCAUGGAAUUUUCCAGGCAAGAAUUACUGGAGUGGUUUGCCAUUUCCUUCUCCAGAGCAUCUUCCCUACCUGGGGAUUGAACCCAGGUCUCCCGCACUGCAGGCAGACCCUUUACCCUCUGAGCCACCAGGGAAGCCCACAUACAACAGUAAAACAGAUAUAUUGUCUAAAAUAAUUUUAUCACAAUAAACAUCAGCUAUCACUGGACUAUUAAUACACAAUUUAACCAAGUCUUGUUCAUGCAAAUAAUUAUAUAAUUGCUAUCAUAAUUAAAAAAAACUUUGCUAAAAUGAAAUAAAACAAUUUAAAAAUUACUUUUAUUUAUUUUUCAAGGUCCCAUGCAAUCUUUUUUCUCUGAAGUAUUGGCUUCCUUUCCCUGGAUUCACAUUAAACAACCCUUCCAACUCCUAAUUAUCUUAAAAUAACAAGGACCACUUACAAGUAGAUGUAGCUUUUUGUAUGUUUUUUCUUUUUAGUGUUCUUUCUUCUUGAAUUUUCCCCAUAACUGGAGAAUAUAUUACAGAUAAUAUUUCCUCAGUUUAUAGACGUGAAGUCAGUGAAUAUGGCUCUCUACGUGUGAGUGCAAAAGUUCUAAGUAAUAAUUAGCCAGAUGGACUGGGAACACUGGGAACAGCCUUCCUCUACUUUUUAAACUCAUUCUUUGCCACUCACAUCACUGUAAAUAAAAUAUUUAGUAGCUCUUUCUUUAAAAAAUAAACACAAUGAGUUUUUUGAUUUGGUAUGCUCAUUUACCUUCAUGUCAAGGGAGAAGUUAGAUUUCACAAGGUAAAAUAUAAUUUAUUUUUUCUUCGUUUUGAUAGAUUGAGUCAUACUGGAAUUUUCUUAUACUUCACUAUCAUGAAAAUAUUUUUUACUCUUAUGGUAUUAUGAAAUUUUGAUAUUUUAUAAUGUCUCUAGGCUGAUAUUUACCUACCUUAUAAGGUCUAAGAUGUAGAUGAAAACUGGAAUUAGUUAAUCAUUUUGCUAUGUUAUCAACACUAGAUCAGCCAUCUGGGUCUCUUGAAAAUAGAACUGAAUUUUGCUACAGUAUUGAUUAUGGUACAUCCUAUAUCUGUUACAUGGAAUUACAUCAUUCGCCUUUCUGAUGCCUUGCUUAUUGACAAGUCCAAGAUGUCAAUUUGAUUUAGUGUAAAUUACAUAUACAGUGAUUUCAUUACAUUUACUUAAUAAAUACUUAACACAAAAUUUAGAGUGUUGCAUAUCUAAUGCAUCUUACAACCUUCCUGUAAUCAUUAUUCAUUGUAUACAUCAAUAUUUUAUCAUUUGUAUGAUUUCUAAUUUGUAUAUGAAGUAUUUAAAACCUGAUAAAAAUAAUUUUCUUAAAAUUUCUCUGUGCUACAUUUGUUUUCUGUGAGAGUCAUAGACUAUUUUAGUAUAUAAGAGAUUAUCCCAAAAUAAUUAUUUUCAUUAAAAAACUUCCCACUGGAUUCAACCAAUUUAAUGAUGAAAUACUUUAUCUGCUGCUUUAUACAUAAAAGGGAACUUUUUAUCUUUUUGUUGUAAAGGGAUUUGUGUAGGUAUUUCUACAUAUUCAAAUUUCUUUUGUGUUUUCUACUGAUGAAAUCUUCAGUUACAUGUCUUUUUUCCCUACAUUUAUCUAACAUGCUUCAAGAAUAAAGUUAAAGACUUUUGUGUUUCCAAUUCUACCUCUCCUAUUCCUGCACUACCAUUUUAUUUCAAAAAAUUCUGUAUUCUCAAUGCUGCUUUUUCCACAGAAAUAAAUUUUAUUUGUAUGACAUUUAAAGCUGGUGAUUAUAUAUAACAGAUAAAAUAGAAAAUAUGCAAAAUGUGCUGAAAGAAUUAUAUGCAACCAGUUAUAUUAUUCUUUAUUACAUGAAUACUGAAGUUUAAAAGCUAACUAAAUUCAAGGAUCUUACCUAAGAGCAUUGAAGUUGCUUAUGGCAUAAAAUGCUAAAAUUAAUUCAGCUAUUUAAUCUUAAUAAUAACAAUGUAGUUAAAAAUCUUUGACUUUAAUAGGAUUUUGUAUAUUUGAAUAACUGAAAUCAUAUUCCUAUAAUUUUGAUCUAACAUUUGUUGUAUCAAGAAAAAAUUGUUAUUAUAAUAAGACUGUAGAAUUUAUAACUAUUGCUAUUUUUCAUUUUUAAUAGCAAAGUAAUAUGUCUUAUUUUCUAAGAAAAUAUCACUCGUGUUCUCUGAUAAGUACAUGAAUCUUUGUACACAUACUGUAAAAAAUGAACCAAUAUUAUCUUUGCAUAUAUAUAUAUGUAUAAAAUGAAAGCAUAGAAUUGUUAAAUGCUUUAAUAUACUUUUUUUUCUGACUUUGUACAUAAACUGCACUGGAAAAUACAGAAUGUAGGAUAAUCAUCUAAAAGGAUACUUGGCAGCCAUGAGACCUCACAACUGGCAACUGCUUACUUGAUAGUCCUUGCUGAAAACA
Molecule: messenger RNA, 7350 nt
Organism: Bubalus bubalis (water buffalo)
Lineage: Eukaryota; Metazoa; Chordata; Mammalia; Artiodactyla; Bovidae
Gene: TFEC
Product: transcription factor EC
Exons: 8
Coding region: 223-1266 (347 amino acids)
Biological process (GO): regulation of transcription by RNA polymerase II
Cellular component (GO): nucleus
Molecular function (GO): protein dimerization activity; DNA-binding transcription factor activity, RNA polymerase II-specific; RNA polymerase II cis-regulatory region sequence-specific DNA binding
Source: RefSeq, a predicted model, not a curated record